This is a messenger RNA of Macrosteles quadrilineatus (aster leafhopper), 2802 nucleotides long. RefSeq names its product nonsense-mediated mRNA decay factor SMG7-like. Gene Ontology annotation, molecular function: telomerase RNA binding; protein binding; telomeric repeat DNA binding. The transcript is spliced from 17 exons. Gene Ontology annotation, biological process: nuclear-transcribed mRNA catabolic process, nonsense-mediated decay. Lineage: Eukaryota; Metazoa; Arthropoda; Insecta; Hemiptera; Cicadellidae. The record is from RefSeq and is a predicted model, not a curated record. Gene Ontology annotation, cellular component: telomerase holoenzyme complex. Bases 161 to 2503 code for a protein of 780 amino acids.
UGUGUGUUUUGUUGUGGUUGAUCUUUCGAUUUUGAUUGUAAUGUAAUGAAAAGUUAAACGUCAAUAUUUCAAUUCUAAAGAGCAAUUCGAUUCUUAAAAUUAAUAACAAUUAUGUUUAAUGUAGAAUCAGAUUUUGGUAGUGAUAUUUUUUGAAAACGAGAUGGGCCUACAAGCAGCUGUACAAGCAUUAAAAAAAGCUGAUCGACUGAAAGAGAAGGUCAUAAAUUGUGAAGACAUACUAAACGACAACGAAGCUUGGCUUUGUCAGCAGCAGUUGCAGGAAAUUUAUCAACAAGUGCUCAUUCUAGACUUAGAAUAUGCUUUGGACAAAAAAGUUGAACAAGACCUGUGGAGUCAUGGAUUCAAGAAGUAUAUUGCAACUUUACAAGCUCUCGCUAAGGACAAAAAGAACCAAAAGCGUCGUGAGUCCCAAGCACUGCUGACGUCCUGCCUGGACACAGCCAGCGGGUUCUACCUGGCGCUACUACAAGAGCUGUGCACCACGUUUGACCUGGACUUGCCUUUCCGGCGCAAGGACGUGACCCCUGGUGUGUGCAGACGACCCGGCGCCAAGCCACAGUCUCAGCCGCAUCGCAACUCCUGCUACUACAUCUGUCAGCACUGUCUGGUGCAUCUGGGGGACAUUGCUAGGUACAGGAAUAACAGUCGACAGGCCGAGGUCUUCUACAGACAUGCAGUACAGUUGAGUCCGACUAGUGGUCAACCAUACAACCAGUUGGCACUACUGGAGGCUAGCCGCGGAGACAGACUCAGCACAGUGUUCCACUACAUGCGCAGCAUUGCUGUCAGACACAUGUUCCCUGCGGCCUCGUCCAACCUGGCUCUCACACUGGAGAAAUGCGCCACACAUCAGUGGAAUAAAGACACAGUGGCUACAAAACUGACCACAGUAGAAUAUCUAUCGCUGUACCUGAAGCUGCACGCCUUCUUCCACUCCUGUCGGGAACUGGAGGUUUGCGGAUCUUACGUUAAGACACUCACUGACACUCUUACACCUCAUAUUGCCACUCAGAGCUUCAACUCAUGGAAACUUGUCCAGAUGUUUACCAUCAAUGUGUUUGCGUACUAUCACCCCUGCAGAGACGGGGAGACAGCCGGUGAGUUGACUCAGGAUGAAGUGAAGAUGCGUAGUUACGUUGUCGACUUGAUAGCGGGCUCGCUCAACGCUUACUUGCUGCCUGUCUACACACUCAAACAGGACGAGACGCUACUUGACUACUUUGCUCUGCCAGUCAUAAAGUUGACACUGGAGUGGGUGAGACUACAGCCUCAUGUGUUGACAGAGGAAGGAUUCAGCAAGAGACUACAGAUCUGGCCCAGUCUCAGUAGACUGCUCAAUGUGCUGCACUCGUCUCUCACGGGCUUUUCCGCUGAAUCUUAUGACAAGGUGCCUCUACCAGAAGACAGUGAUUUACAAGGGUUUAUGCCACUUGAGAAGGCAUUUGCUGAUCUAAAUUUCAGCCUGAAAGAAGGCAGCGCUGUGUCCAGCAAGUUGAGAGCCGCUCGUCUUCUUCAGCUCGGAGAAUGGCUCACUCAAAACACCCCUAACCUCAUACAGGCUAAGAUGAAUGACGGUAAAGUAGUGUACGAGGCGGUCUGCGGAGUGACAGUGCUGCCGUCUAGUGAACUGAUUCGUGAACUAGAGGAGUUGAGCCUCAACAAAGUGUCAUCUCCGUCGCCUGCGCCCUCGGAGACGGCCAGUAGUCGUACCAGCAACACCACGCCUGAUCUGCAACUUCACAACCCCUCACUGGAUAUACUGUCAGCCCUCGACACCGUGCAGGAAAAACGAGCUGGUAUUUUGAAGCCUCAAGCAAUAAUUUCAGACGAGGGAGGAAAUGUGAGUAAGAGUCGGUCUCGUCAAAAUGUGGCGAUGCAGGCGAUUCUUCGGCGGUCACAGGAACAGGAAAUCAAACAGGUGACAUUCAAGACUCCGUCACCGCCUCCCCAAGUCAUGCCUGCUGCAAUGCCCCGCCAUUCGCUACCUCCCCCGCCUAGCUUCCCCUACCCUCCACCACCCUUGGCUCCACCUUCACGCCCCCCGUGGCCGGAUGACCCGCGAACUCCGUCUUGGUGGUCAGCGCCUGAAAAUACUCUGCCUCCGCCGCCCAGGACGUUGUCGUUUAGUGGGCUGACACAGCCUGCGAUGCAACAACCACCUUCCAAUGAUAUUUUCAACAACAGUCUCAACUUCAAGAAUCCCUUCCCCACUAUGUUCUCCCAACCUCCCCCCUUUUCACCCCCUCACACGGAGCCUGCUAAGACUCAGGUGGAACCGCCGCAGCCCAACAACAUGAUGACCCCGACUUACUCACUGUUCAGCCCUACUUGGACGGCCCCACAACACCCCCCGCCACCCGUAGUUGGCAUCCUGGGACAACAGUCGCUGUGGUAUGGGCCUGGUCCGUCACCAUUGGAACGUUUACUGGAGCAACAAAAACAGCUAAGAGAAGGUCCCGGGCCACACCAUGACAACACCUGAACACCGUAAAUACCCUCGGACUUCUGGAGUAAACAAACAAGUAAACAAUACGCGUUAUCAGAUAUCAGCAUUGUUUUCAUGAAGAAAAUCACUGAUAUUUGUGAGCCAAACUGUGUUUUUCUAAUUGCAGUUUUUCUAAUGGCUUGGUCAAUGUUUGGUUCUUUUUAUCUGUUCACUGGUCUAGCUUGUGUUAAAUUAUUUAAUUGCUUCCAGUUUUAGUAGUAUUUGAAAUGACAACAGCCUAAUUAUUUAAUAAGUUUUAUGUUCUUUUAUUAAAUUACGACGGUUUGAAAAUGUCA